Molecule: messenger RNA, 3014 nt
Organism: Acanthopagrus latus (yellowfin seabream)
Lineage: Eukaryota; Metazoa; Chordata; Actinopteri; Spariformes; Sparidae
Product: dysbindin-A-like
Exons: 1
Coding region: 534-1544 (336 amino acids)
Biological process (GO): anterograde synaptic vesicle transport; platelet dense granule organization; regulation of synaptic vesicle exocytosis
Cellular component (GO): neuron projection; synaptic vesicle membrane; plasma membrane
Source: RefSeq, a predicted model, not a curated record
AUCAGUAAACACGUCCUGGAGACAGAAGUCACGUGUCGCCUCUGCUGCGGUCCGGUGCAGUUUGUCCUCGUCUGUCUGCCGUACCUAAAGUCCCGAGACAACAGACGUAUUUGCGCAUGCGCCGUCACAUCGGGUAGUGACAGCGGCAGCCCAGCAGGAAGUGGAGCAGCAGACAGGUCGCUACAGGUCCAGUUCGGACGGACACAGAACAUAUUCUUCACGUCGAUGUCUCAGGCGGUUCUGCGGUGAUCUGGGUCCGUGCUGACGUCAGCUAGCUCAGCUGCUAACGGCCUCAGUCCGGCGUGUGACGUCAGAGCGGCUCGGCUGUCUGAAGGAGAGUGUGUUCGGUUCAGACAAGAGACCAACACCUCCCACACAAACCCGAGCAGGACAGACCGGACCGCCGUCUGCAUUUCUGUUCCAGCCGCAUCGAGAGAGAGAGGCUGCUGAGUGUGGAGCGAGUCGAUCCAGGACGACGAGCCGAGUCAGAGUGAGGUCAGAGGUCAGAGCUGCUGCCUCCACACAGAGCAGGCAUGUUUGAAAACUUCCGAGAGAGACUCCACAUGGUCCAGCAGGACUUCACCACCGGCUUCAAGACGCUCGGAGACAAGUCCAGAGACCCGCGGACCAGGAGGCAGCCCAGGUAUGAGGACAGCCUCCCUCACUUCACUGCUGGGCUGGAGGUCCUCAGCAGAUACGAGGAGAGCUGGUUUCUGCUCCACAAGAGAACCAAAGAGUGUGCCGAGGCUGCCGGGGCUGCAGACGGAGACGUGGUCAUGCUGUCGGCUCACUGGGAGAGAAGAAGAGUGGCUCUGACCGAGCUGCAGGACCAGCUGCACAGCCUGCCCGCCUUCAUCGCCGAGCUCGACGCCAUCACCGCCAACAUUGCGCACCUGGAGGGCGACUUCGAGGAGAUGGAGAGCCGGCUGGUGUACCUGGAGACGCUGUGCUGUCAGUGCGAGCAGCAGACGCUCAAACAGCAUCACGCCGGCGAGCUGGAAGUCUACAAGAAGAAGAAGAAGAGGGAGGUGGAGCUGCUGGAGGUGGAGCUGAGCUCUCAGCACGCUCUGAAGGUGGCCGAGCUGGAGCAGGCGGUGCAGCAGAAGCUGAGAGAACGGCAGAGAGUGUACGAAGAAGCUUUCAACCAGGACGUGAAGCAGUACCUGACCACCGGACAGCUGCAGCACCGGCAGCCAGCGGCCGCCGACGUCACCGUUCUGGAUCAGGUGACCGUCGCCAACACGUCUGACCAGGAGGCGCUGGACGAUUUCCUCAACUCCACUGGUGAUGACAUCAGCACCGGCUCAUCUCUGACCUCAGGUCCAGACCUCGAGUCCUUCUCCUCCGGAUCUGGGAUGACCCAGACUCCUCCCAGCAGCAGCAAGCUGUCCAACCAGGACGCAGCGUGGGAGCAAGAGGAGGAGGCGGCCAGCGAGGAGAGCGACGAGCCUCUGGUGCAGUCAGACGAGGAGGACGUUCAGCCCGAUCUGUCAUUGGUCGGCUCUGAUGACAGCGACCCUGCAGGAGAUGAGCCCUCUGGGUAACCAAGCAACCAGACCCUGAAACCCUGUGAAUCGUGGGUAAAAACUGUCCAGGAGGUCGUUUCACACCAGCUCACCUCUGCAGUGAAAGAUCAACCAUCAGUGAGGCUUAAAGGUGCAGUAUGUAAGAAUUAGCCAUCCACUGACCGCUGCUAACUGUAGCUAUCGUUAGCAGGUUAGCUCUGUUAGCCAUGCAGCCAGUGAACAGGGGACCAGGCCAGGCUAGCUGGUUAGCAUGCUAACUUCCGCAGACAUCAGAUGUCAUGAUGUCAGAACGUUAUUUCUUCUCGUUCUGCUGAUGAUGUUAGUUUUGAAAUCUUACAUAUCGCACUUAUAAAUCAUCAGAGCUGAAACGGUCCCGUGAAUUUAACAGAAGUGUUGACAUGAUUUGUUUUAAUGAAAAUCUCCAACUUGAGCUGUUAACAGUUCUGGAGUCUGUGUGAGUUGGUAUGAAACGACCCUGUUGCCCCUCAGAACCCCCCGGUGCUGACCCGGGCUUCACCUGGAACUGAUUUCACUCAUUUGAUUUGAAAACCUGCCUUAAAGACUCAAACCCGACCGGUCCGAACCGUUACUGCAUCAGCUGAUGAACACUCAGUUCUCUGCAGUGAUCAAUGAAUGUGAUGAUCAGUCAACAAGAAGAGACCCCGCCCCUUCCUGUUCCCCUCAUGGACCCGACUGAUCAAACCUUCGUCUGUAGUGACUGAAGAGAGACAGAUGAAGUAUUGAUCGGUUUGAAUUCUGUCAUCAGUCACACUCAUGAUGUUUGUCAGUUUGUCAUCAGACUGAAAACACGUCGUUAUAAAGACGUUGUGUUUUCAGUCUCGGCACCGACUCGUUCAUCAACACGACGUUGCCUUAUGUUGAUUAUUCUGGUACAUUUUAUUUUCCUCUGAGUUUCAAAUAUGUAUUUAUGUUUCUAACACAUGCAGUAAAAACUAAAUGAUGUGACUAACGUGACUGCUGAAGGACAGGUGAUGAUGAUGUCACUGAGUAAACACAGGUGUUGUGUAUCUGGUGUGAAUGAAACACAACAGUGAGGUGUUGAUUCAUCAUAGAGCCCUGUGGCGUCUACAUUAGUGUUAUUGUUAUGAUCUUAUUAUUAACAUGCUGAGUCUGUGGAGCUGCUGCAGUUUGUUCCACAGCAGCUCUGGCUUUGUGCUGCGGCUCUUUAAAGGUGCAGUAUGUAAGAAUUUAUACAAACAUGAUCAACAUUUCUGCUGGAGUUAGCAUGCUAACCAGCUAGCCCCCACAUGAAAACCUCUUCCUCCUAACUCUCCAGCAAGCUGAGCUAACAAGCUAACAGUAGCCACUGUUGUAAACAGAGCACAGUUAGCAGCAGUUAGCUGGUGUGGUGUUCUGCUGGGAGGUACCAGGUCCAGUUCUUACCCUCUGCACCUUUAAGUCUGCAGCUUCUCUGACCACGAGCUGUCUAACAUCUCUAACUGCUCAAUAAAAUCAUCUAACAUCUGC